AUGCAGGCUGAAAAUAUACCCAAGGCGCUUCAGACAUUUUACGAUAAAUAUCAACAUGGUGAGCCAUCAGAAAGAGGCCUCCUGGAAUCGAUUCAAGCUCUUUUGAUCGGCCCUCACACCUAUAUCAUCAUCGAUGCUCUGGAUGAAUGCCCAAAUACCGAGGAAGAAAGGGCUGGACUAUGCAAUAUCUUGAAAGAGUUGAAUUCAUGGGGCAAUGAGAGACUUCACGUUCUCGUUACCAGUCGUAAGGUAGCAGACUUGACGGAAGCACUUCUACCAAUCGUCACUCAAGAGCCUAUCGGCAUCCAAGGAUCGGUUGUUGAUACGGAUAUUCGAAAGUAUGUCCGAACACAACUCCAAACCAAUUCGAAACUUUCCAAGUGGCCCACAAAAAUCCAGGCUGAGAUCGAACAGACUCUUGUCAAAAAGUCAGGCGGAAUGUUCCGCUGGGUUGUGUGCCAGUUCCAUUCUCUGUCAAAGUGUCUUAGUCAGAAGGAUGUCAGAAACGCCUUGUCCUCUUUGCCUCGGACGCUCGAUGAAACAUAUGAGAGGAUACUGGUCAAUAUACCAAUAGACUAUCAGUCGAAGGCUCUUACUGCACUUCGGUGGAUCAUAUACGCUGUCAAAGAGCUGAGUUUGGUUCAAGUAUCAGACGCGAUCAUCAUCAACCCCCAAGCUGAUCCUCCAUUCAGUCUCGCCGAUCAACCACCAGAACCACUCUGGAUCCUCGAAACUCUACCUGGUCUGGUCACAAUU
Molecule: messenger RNA, 756 nt
Organism: Hyaloscypha bicolor E
Lineage: Eukaryota; Fungi; Ascomycota; Leotiomycetes; Helotiales; Hyaloscyphaceae
Exons: 2
Source: RefSeq, a predicted model, not a curated record